Coniophora puteana RWD-64-598 SS2 is the source of this 993-nucleotide messenger RNA. RefSeq lists its product as uncharacterized. The coding region runs from base 451 to 993 and encodes 180 amino acids. The transcript is spliced from 4 exons. The record is from RefSeq and is a predicted model, not a curated record. NCBI's taxonomy places the organism in Eukaryota, Fungi, Basidiomycota, Agaricomycetes, Boletales, Coniophoraceae.
GCGCUCGAAUACGUAGACCGGCCUUCUCGGGGACUGGCGUUCUUUUGACACUGCUAUUCUGGCUUGAUCUGCGCCUGCUUGGGUCUUGUUCUUGCGCCGGACAGCCUUCGCUCAUGGCUUUAUGGCGACGCGCUCUUACAUCGCUCUGAUGAAAGACUCCUCAUUGACUUGGCAUCGGAGAACGUCUCGGUACAAGAGAAGAAGGCACUGGUGCAUCAGCGACGAUCCUGAAACACCGUGUCCGUGAAACCCUUGCCCCUGCAAAGUGGUUGUGUGCGGCCAUGAAGGCCGCGCAUCUAUGCUCUUGACUGAUUAGAAAAACUUGGGAUGAUAUAAAAGCGAGCUGGGAAUGGCUCCAGCAAUAUCAGCACCUCCACUUCCAUCGUCUAAACUCAAACAGCUUCUCUGCGCUUGCUAAUAUUUGCCUAUAAACAAACUCAUCUCUCUAUAAUGUUGUUCAACAAGGUUUCCAUGCUCGUCGUUGCGGCGGUAAUGUCCGCUUCCUUUGCCGCCCCUGUGCCUGACACAGCUGGAGGACUUGAUGUUUCUCCCGACGGCAUAGCCGUGAGGUCCCCCCUCAACAAGGACUGGCUUCGUGCUAGUACUGUUCGCUCUCCGCCAAACAACACGCGCCGUCACCCUCCGAACAACACGCGCCGCCACCCCCCCAACAACACCCGUCGCCACCCACCGAAUAACACGCGUCGUGCUGGGACUAUUCGCUCGCCACACCCGCCGAACAACACCCGCCGCCACCCGCCGAACAACACUCGCCGUCACCCACCUAACAACACCCGUCGUCAUCCGCCCAACAACACACGCCGCCACCCCCCGAAUAACACUCGCCGUCACCCUCCUAACAACACUCGCCGUCACCCUCCCAACAAUACCCGCCGUCAUCCGCCCAACAACACUCGUCGUCACCCUCCCAACAACACUCGCCGUGAGGCACUCGACAUGACCAAGCGCUCUCUUGCUGAUGAUCUCGACUAA